Molecule: messenger RNA, 1501 nt
Organism: Cynoglossus semilaevis (tongue sole)
Lineage: Eukaryota; Metazoa; Chordata; Actinopteri; Pleuronectiformes; Cynoglossidae
Gene: msrb2
Product: methionine sulfoxide reductase B2
Exons: 5
Coding region: 151-714 (187 amino acids)
Biological process (GO): response to oxidative stress; protein repair
Cellular component (GO): cytoplasm
Molecular function (GO): peptide-methionine (R)-S-oxide reductase activity
Source: RefSeq, a predicted model, not a curated record
UGAUCAGCCCAUAUAGGAACAGCGCAUAAACAGUCAGGACGCACUUGUCUUUGACCGAGUCCAGUUGAAGAAUAUAAACGGUCAAACACACUGAGAUCAGCAGCAGGUGCCGCAGCAGCAGCAACAGAAGCAGCAGGAGAAGAAGAGAACAUGUCCCGAUUCAUCGCGCGUCUCGUCCUUAUUUCUCAGCGGGCUGCGAUCACCAGCUCGGCGUUGUCACCCAGGAGAAUCCCACGGCUCCUCAUUCGCCCCGUAUCCACAUGUCAAGGUCUUUGCUCUCUCACCCGCUACGAUGAGACCACAGACUGGCAAAAGAAACUCACUCCAGAGCAGUAUGUAGUUACCAGGGAGAAGGGCACAGAAGAGCCCUUUAGUGGCAUCUAUCUCAACCAUUAUGAAGUGGGGAUGUACCACUGUGUCUGCUGCAACACACCACUCUUCAGCUCAGAAGCUAAGUAUGACUCGGGGACGGGUUGGCCUGCUUUCAAAGAGGCUCAUGGCACCUGGGGACAUGACGAGAGCCAUGCGUCCAUCAUUCGGCGCCCUGACAACAGCAUGGGCAGCACUGGGACUGAGGUUCUUUGUAAAAAUUGUGACGCCCACCUGGGACAUGUCUUCGAAGAUGGACCAGAACCAACAGGUCAGAGGUUUUGUAUUAACAGCGUAGCCCUGGCGUUUAAACCCAAAGGAAACAAGACUCCUGAGGAAAACUGACAAACACCAUGGACUGGAAACACACUCGCUGUAUGUUGGGCAUUGGUUUUGAGGAAGGGCUCAAUGUCUAGAGUUAGUGAUUGAUUAAAAGAUUUUAAAGGUCAAAAGGUGAAGGUAAAUAAUUAACAUAAGUUGAAAAUGAACUCUCUUUCUUAAACAAGAAGACCCUCAGUAUGUGCCACAAACAUAUUGACUGAAAAAACAACAAACAAAUGUGCUUAUCUAAAACAGUAUCACACAACAACAUACAUUAAUCCAAAUUCAAAUUUAGUUGAAACUAUGACCUAGAUUGUCAAUGAAAAUUGUUAUUUUUAAUUAUUUUGUUUUUAAUCCAAUUAUUACCUAGAUAUUGUAUUGUUUUAAAUAACCUAUGUAUGUAAAAAAGGAAAUUGUAUUUUUCUGUGUAAGUUUCAAAGUGUGAACACGUUAUUCCUUUAGAGACAGUAACAUACAUUAAACCCUAAUGUUUUCUAUUUACUGUAAUUUGAUGAUGCAGAGAUAAUUAUUAAUAAAUGCAAAGUCUACAAAGCUACGGGUUGACUGUUAAGCAUAAAUAGAAAACAAACGAACAAAAAAACGUAAUCGAGAACGUAGGGGUGUCCUCUACUGGCCAUUCCUCCACAUGGCACAAUGACCUUCUCUGAAUGUAGAUCAGUUAAUAUUUAACACACGCUGUCUGGGAAAAUUUGACAGUUUUGAUAAUGUUUGUCUUUACAUUGUAACAUUAAUUUUCCUGGAAUUACCAAAAUAAGUUAAGUAACUUAAUAUAGACUGAACUAAUAAAACA